Scatophagus argus is the source of this 4670-nucleotide messenger RNA. It is a transcript of the gene wdr19, whose product is annotated as WD repeat domain 19. Gene Ontology annotation, biological process: cilium assembly; intraciliary retrograde transport. Gene Ontology annotation, molecular function: protein binding. The transcript has 36 exons. Bases 140 to 4189 code for a protein of 1349 amino acids. Gene Ontology annotation, cellular component: cilium; intraciliary transport particle A. The record is from RefSeq and is a predicted model, not a curated record. Lineage: Eukaryota; Metazoa; Chordata; Actinopteri; Scatophagidae.
ACGGCUGUUGCUAUGACAUCCCCGUAGCUUCUGCAGACGCUUCAGAGUGAAGCAUUGUGGGAUACACACAACAGUCGUGUCGAAGAUGCUUUGAACAGCAAAGAACGAUUUAAAGUUUGAAUUAAUAAAGACCCUUAAGAUGAAGAACAUUUUCAUCCUCAGUGACAAAGCCUGGGCGGGUUCUGUCCUGCUGUACAAGUGGCAGAAAACUCUUGGAAAUUAUAUCGCUGUUGCAGGGCAGGACAACUCAGUGAAAAUAUUUGAUCGACAUGGACACAAGUGGACUGAAGUCAGCCUUCCAGGACGCUGUGUGGGAAUGGACUGGGAUAAAGAUGGGGAUAUUUUGGCAGUGAUAGCUGCAAAAUCCAGUUCCAUAUACCUCUGGGAUGCCAGUGUCAAUAAAACAUCCCAGAUAGACAGUGGCAUGAGAGAUCAGAUGUCUUUCAUCCUGUGGUCAAAGACAGGCCCGCUGUUGGCAGUGGGAACAGCCAAAGGAAACCUGUUGAUUUACAAUCAGCAGACCUCACGGAAGAUUCCUGUACUGGGUAAACAUACCAAAAAGAUCACCUGUGGGAGCUGGAGUACUCAAAAUCUAUUGGCUCUGGGAAGUGAUGACAACACUCUGAGCAUCAGCAACCAUGAGGGGGACACCGUGAGACAGACAACGCUUCGUGGUGAACCUGCUGAGAUUUUCUUUUCAGUGAUGAAGACGGAUGAAAGGUCGACUCAAGGAGAGAACACUGUCAGUCUGUCUGUGGACAAGAAGAUACUGAUGCUUUUCAACAUCAACGACCCUGAAAACCGGAUAGAGCUGACCUUCCAGCGGCACUAUGGAAACAUUGUGUCCUACCGCUGGUAUGGUGAUGGGUACAUACUGAUUGGCUUCUCCCAUGGGUAUUUUGUGGUUAUUUCCACUCACAUCAAAGAGAUUGGGCAGGAGCUGUACCAGGCUCACAACCACAAAGAUAGUCUCAACAGUGUGGCCAUUUCACCAGUAUUAAACAAGGCAGCUUCCUGUGGGGACAACAGCAUAAAGAUCCAUGAGCUGUCUGAGCUCAAAGAUAUCAGCAAUGUAGUUCGGCUGGAUGAUGAGACGAAAGGUCUGGACCAGUUAAGCUGGACAGAUGACGGCCAGCUGUUGGCAGUUUCCACACAGAAAGGGACACUUCAUGUCUUCCUGACCAAACUGCCCAUCCUGGGUGACAGCUUUGGUACACGGCUGGCCUACCUCACCUCCCUGCUGGAGGUCACUGUGUCCAACCAGGUGGAGGGGGAGAGUCCUGUGGCCAUAGAAGUGGAAGUGGAGCCUACUUUCAUUGCGAUGGGACCGUACCAUGUGGCUGUGGGAAUGAACAACAGAGCCUGGUUCUACGCCUUGGUAGACCAAGAGCCUGGUUAUAACAAGCUCAAGGACAUUGAGUAUUUGGGGACAAUAGCCAGCAUGUGCCUUAACUCAGACUACGCAGCAGCGCUGUUUGAGGGAAAAGUGCAGCUGCACAUGAUCGAAGGCAAAGAUCAGGAGGAGAAGAAGCAGAUGAAGUUGUUUCCAGACGAUGACAGAAAAGGUCGUAUCCUUUGCCACGCCCUCUCUGCUGACUUCCUCUACUACGGCACUGACUCAGGUAAUGUGGUGUGUGUGUUGGUGGAGGAUUGGGAGACUGUGAGCAACUACAGCCACUCGGUUGGUGUGAGGAAGGUGUUUCCCGACCUAAAUGGCACACGGUUGGUUUUCAUCGAUAACAAGAAUGCCGGCUUCCUGCUCUCCCCUGCCAACGCAACAGAAUCCUGCUUUGAGCUGCCCAACUUCUCUCCCACCAUCACAGGAGUGCUGUGGGACAACUGGCAUGCUGACAGAGGAGUGUUUGUGGCUUAUGACGAUGACAAGAUCUAUACCUACGCUCUGCAUAAAACCACUAUAUACGGCCCUCAGGUCGUGUUCGUGGGGAGCACCGCACUCCUCUUUUCCCAGAAGCCUUUGCUCUUGUACAAUGGGGAGCUGACUUGUCAGACAGCGAGCGGCAAGACCAGCGAAGUGCCUCUGAGCACACACUCCUUCCUCAAACUCUGCACUGGCACAGCGACAGUCUCACCACCGGAGCUCAGCAAGCAGCUCGCUCAGGCACUCAUGCUCAAGAGGUUCCAUGAAGCCUGGGAUCUAUGUAAGCUUGCAGGUAGCACCACAGACUGGGCAGAGUUAGGCAAAGCCUGUCUGGUCCACAUGGAGGUCGAGCUGGCCAUCCAGGUCUACCGCAUGAGUGGCAAUGUGGGCAUGGUCCUGUCACUGCAGGGCAUCCAGGGUAUAGAGGACAUGAAUUUACGGGCAGGACAUUUGGCCAUGUUUCUAAGUGACUACAACCUGGCCCAGGACCUCUAUUUGUCCUCGAGCUGCCCAAUUGCUGCCCUGGAGAUGAGGAGAGACUUGUUGCAUUGGGACAGUGCUCUUAUGUUAGCCAAGAGGUUAGCAGAGGACCAGAUUCCCUUUAUAUCCAAAGAAUAUGCUGUCCAUCUGGAGUUUAUUGGAGACUAUGUGAAUGCUCUGGGACACUAUGAAAAAGGCAUGACCCACAAUAAUAAAUUCCAGGAGCAUGACGAAGCGUGUCAGGCAGGCGUAGCCAGGAUGUCCAUCAGGAUGGGUGACAUCAGGAGAGGAGCCUCCCAAGCAAUUCAGCACCCAAGCAGAGUCCUAAAGAAGGAAUGUGGAGCCAUACUGGAGAGUAUGAAGCAAUUCUCCGAAGCUGCUCAGCUUUAUGAAAAAGGCCAGUACUAUGACAAGGCUGCAUCGGUCUACAUUCGUUGCAAGAACUGGGCGAAGGUGGGAGAGCUGCUCCCACAUGUGUCCUCUCCUAAGAUCCACCUGCAAUACGCCAAGGCCAAGGAGGCGGACGGCAAGUAUGAGGAAGCCGCGCGGGCCUAUGAGAGCGCCAAAGACUGGGACAAUGUGAUCCGCGUGCUGCUGGACCACCUGAACAACCCGGAGGAUGCUGUUCGCAUCGUCAGGGAGACACAGAGCAUUGAUGGAGCAAAAAUGGUUGCCAGAUUCUUCCUGAGGUUGAACGAUUACAGCUCAGCCAUCCACUUCCUGGUUCUGUCUCAGUGCAACGAUGAAGCUUUCCAGCUGGCGCAGCAGCACGGCCAGAUGGAGGUCUACGCAGACAUCAUCGGCCCUGAGGCGAGGCAGGAGGACUACCAGAGCAUUGCUCUCUACUUUGCAGGAGAGAAGAAACACCUGCAAGCUGGCAAGUUUUUCCAGAAGUGUGGGCAGUACAGCAGAGCCCUGAACCACUUCCUAAAGUGUCCUAACACCGAGGACAACCUGGCUGUCGAGAUGGCCAUAGAGACGGUGGGUCAAGCCAAGGACGUUUCUCUGACUAAUCAGCUGAUAGAUUACCUGAUGGGAGAGAGCGACGGCAUGCCCAAGGAUGCCAAGUACCUGUUCCGUCUGUAUAUGGCGCUGCAGCAGUACAGGGAAGCCGCUCGCACCGCCAUCAUCAUCGCCAGAGAAGAGCAGUGCGCGGGUAAUUACCGUAACGCCCACGAUGUGCUGUUCAGCAUGUACACAGAGCUGCAGGCCCAGAAGAUUAAAAUCCCUGCUGAGAUGGCCACCAAUCUGAUGAUCCUCCACUCAUACCUGUUGGUCAAGAUCCACGUAAAGAGGGGAGACCACUUGAAAGCGGCUCGCAUGCUCAUUCGUGUCAGCAACAAUAUCAGCAAGUUUCCCACUCAUGUUGUUCCCAUACUAACUUCAGCCGUUAUCGAAUGUCACCGUGCUGGAUUAAAGAACUCAGCCUUCAGCUUUGCCGCCAUGCUGAUGAGACCAGAGUACCGUAAUGAGAUAAACCCAACAUACAGGAAGAAGAUCGAGGCUAUGGUUCGACGUCCAGAUACAUCAGAACUGGAGGAGGAAACUACUCCAUGUCCCUUCUGUGGCUUUCAGCUACCGCAGAACGAACUGCUGUGUAUCUCCUGCAAGAACAAUCUGCCCUACUGCAUUGCCACGGGUCGUCAUAUGCUGAAAGAAGACUGGUCUUUGUGUCCACAUUGUGAAUUUCCUGCUCUCUACUCACAGCUCACUCUGUUAUUGGAGACGGAGACGGUGUGUCCCAUGUGCUCGGAGACUCUGAGUGUCAAACAGGUGAAGAAGGUCUCUGAUUGUUCUUCAUACCUGCAGGCUGAUGAACUGGAUCAGUGAAGGAAAGAAAAAUCACAUGUACAUAAAUGUCAUGUCAGUCCAGUUACAGAUUUUCUAUUUGUUUAAGUAUGUAUUGUCAGUGUGUGUGUGUAUAUAUAUAUAUAUCUAUAUCUAUAGAUAUAUGUAUAUAGAUGUAGAUAUAUAUGUAUAUAAUUUGAUGUUUUCUUUUAGUUUUGUAAGAUGUGAAAAUUAAUUACAUUAGUGAACUUUAAAGAUGCUUGAUAUGCCAUCAACCAAAAUACACUAAAUAAUAUCAAAGAAUAUAUAUUUAGUUCAAAUGUUCUGUUUCUAUUCAUUAGUUUAGUUAUUUUCUAGCUCCUGUGUGUUUUUCGAUUAACAACAUUGUAAGUGGAGUAGCUGAAGAUGCUGAACAUACAGUAAUAUUUCUGUCAAAGAAAAGUAAAACAGAAAAUCAGGAUGUGUUCAUCUCUGCAGGUUACUGUCUUGUAAAACUAUUUUAUAAUACAUUUAUUUUAUUAUU